CGGCUCAAAGAGCCUUUAGCAGCUGCUGAGCUGUUCAAUCAGUUUGGCUCUGGAAAUACUGAGCUAGAGUCAGAUCAGAUGUACAAAGAGCCUGCAAGCAAAGUUACAUGACUAUAAACUCGGUAUGAGAGGAGAGCGAGCAAAACAGAACAGAAGACAAAGGCACGAUUUGCUCACUGUUAACAAUGCCUCUGUAACAUCACAGGCUAUCUCUGAGCUAUAUUUUCCACUGCAUUGCUGGCUUGCAAAACUUUUAAUGGAACAAGUUUUUCUGGCAGAAGAACACUGAUUUUUAUCUUUAAUGAGCAGCCUCUCUAUCAUUUAGCUUCAGGAAACAGCUUCCUGGUUGUAAACUGCUUGAGAGUGCUGACAGCCAGUCAACUUCAAAAGCAGCCAGGAGAAACUUUCUCGCUAACUUUGGGAAGGAAUUCAAAAAUGCUGAAAGGUGCAGAUGAUGUUGUUAUGGAGCAGGAGGACUCUGCUUCCCGACGUGGAGAAAUGACAAGUUGGGAUAUCAAUGACAUCAAACUUCCCCAGGAUAUAAGACAGAUAGACUGGUUUCAAGAAUGGCCAGAUUCCUACGUAAAACAUAUCUAUAGCUCAGAGGAUAAAAAUGCUCAGAGGCACCACAGCAGCUGGGCAAUGAGAAACACCAACAACCACAACUCUCGCAUCUUAAAAAAGUCCUGCCUUGGGGUGGUGGUCUGUGGUAACGACUGCUCGACCUUGGAUGGGAGGAAGAUCUACCUAAGACCAGCCAUAUGUGAUAAAGCUAGGCAAAAACAACAGCGGAAGUGUUGUCCAAACUGCAAUGGACCCCUGCGGCUCCUUUCCUGCCGAGGCCAUGGUGGUUACCCAGUUACCAACUUCUGGAGGCAUGAAGGCCAAUUCAUAUUUUUUCAGUCCAAAGGAGCUCAUGACCAUCCACGUCCAGAAACAAAACUAGAAGCAGAAGCAAGAAGGUCAAUCCAAAAAGCACAGAUGGCUUUUUCUCCAUCUUCUCCAAGAUUAAAAAGAAUCCGGGAGAUUGAGUCUCUGACAGGUGCAAUGCCAACGCGGGAGGCUUUGCUUCUUUCCAAGACGGACACUUACAUGCUACCUGCUAAUUUCGGGGCACAUUUAAGCAAAAGCUCCCAGGAGCCGAUGUUGGGCAGCUGCUCUGGGCAGCCGCCAUACCCAAGGGCAGCUGGGGAGGACGGGGCCCCUUUUCCCCAGCACUGCGCCCAGCCGGGCACCCAGCACAUCCUGCCCAUGACAAAGGGUGGCCAUGACCCCUUUAGGCCUAACACUGGCCCUUUGGGGGAUGAAUCCUGUGAGGAGAAAUCCCCGCUGGCCUACAGCGGCAGCUGCCUCCCUCCACCGCCAUACUCUGUGCCUCAGGGAGGCCCCUGCCCCACAGUGAGCGGGGCACACCACCACCGCCAGCUCUCGGUGCCUCCAAGGGGAAGCGAAGGAGACGGAGGCGAGGGAAAGCACCGUAUUGGUCUCAACUGCUGCAACGAGGACAUGUUUUUUAACCUGUACCCAUUACGGUGA
Grus americana (Whooping crane) is the source of this 1536-nucleotide messenger RNA. It is a transcript of the gene GCM1, whose product is annotated as glial cells missing transcription factor 1. The transcript has 6 exons. Gene Ontology annotation, cellular component: nucleus. Gene Ontology annotation, biological process: regulation of transcription by RNA polymerase II; gliogenesis. Bases 436 to 1536 code for a protein of 366 amino acids. The record is from RefSeq and is a predicted model, not a curated record. Lineage: Eukaryota; Metazoa; Chordata; Aves; Gruiformes; Gruidae. Gene Ontology annotation, molecular function: RNA polymerase II cis-regulatory region sequence-specific DNA binding; DNA-binding transcription activator activity, RNA polymerase II-specific.